CACAAUGCAACAUUGCACGGCCAAUUUUGCUUGGUAUCUCGGAAAGUUCAUCGUCAUAUCUGCCGGGAUGUUAGUUCUUUACGUCGGUUUCCUGAGAGAAAGUGAGAAGAUUUGCGUGUGCCACGCCAGAAUAAGAGAAUUGCUGAGGCAGGAGUUCGAAAAAGAGCAGCGGUUUAGAUGCAAAUGCGCGAAAGGAAUGCGAAAUAAAUAUUAUCCGUGCGGAUGCGACAAGCCGAUACACUUGCUGCAAGACGACAUGGCGAUUGCGAAUGAACACAUCGUACGUGCUUGCGCGGGAAGUCGUUGUUGCGCCAGAAGAAAUUCUUACUGAAAGAUACCAUGGUUUUUUUUCCCAUUAUAUGAACAAAUAUAUUAAAUAUUUAUAUUAAUUACGUAUAAACGACACACAGACGUGUGUGAUUAAGUUAUAGAAAACAAACUUAUUUGUCAUUUUAAUUCAAAAAUUUUGAUGCGUAAGUGUUGAAUCGUAAAUUGUUCAUUUUCAAAAGUACGUGUUACGUGCAUACGUGUACGCGCGCGCGCGCAUAAAAGAAAUAUUAAUGUCAGUCGAGAAUAGAUUGAAGCGUAUGAGCUGUCGACCCAUAUAUCUCACGCAUAUUAUUGUGCAUAAUAAUAAUAUGUAAUCUGGCGAUAGACAGCAGUUAUGAAUGUACACGUAUAAUUGGCAACUAUAAGCGAGUUACACACACACACACACUCUUUCUCUCUUUCUCUCUCUCUCUCUCUCUAGGAAACUUCUAUGAAUAAAUUCGACAUACAAGAGUGACAUGCCUGGACGCACGUUUCGAAAAUCUGAAACUCGAUUAAUACGCGUCCCAUCUGUAGGUGAAGAGUCUAUAAGUAGAUACUGUGCGCGGACAAGAGAGAUACAGAAACAGAGAAAAAGAAAGAGAGAGAGAGAGAGAGAAAGAGAGAAAGAGGACGUCAGUCAUAUUCCCAUAUUAUUUAUAUUGACCUGAAAGACGAGACUUCUACUACAUUCUGCUAAAGAGGUGACCAUUUCGACUGAUACGUGUGUGUAAUACUUCGGUGAUACACACUACACACAGCGCACGUGUUGCCGAUUGUACGAAAUCGGAAGUUUUGACUUAACGUUAUAAUUAUUAAGUAAAAAAAUAAAAUCACUCGGAAACAGAAAA
Molecule: messenger RNA, 1160 nt
Organism: Pseudomyrmex gracilis
Lineage: Eukaryota; Metazoa; Arthropoda; Insecta; Hymenoptera; Formicidae
Exons: 5
Coding region: 5-331 (108 amino acids)
Source: RefSeq, a predicted model, not a curated record